AUGCAAUCGAGUUCGUCGAAUACAGGAGCUGACAUCCCCCGCCCGCUGGCAUCCCCCGCCCGCUGGCAUCACAUCCGUUCCGCUCAAAACCCAGCUGAUUGUGCCAGCAGAGGCAUCACACCUGAAGAGCUAUUAGUGCACCCACUUUGGUGGCAUGGCCCGGAUGAGACACACAUGAUCUAUUCUACUAACAAUGAUACUUUGCUCAGCAAGGACGAGUCAGAAGUUAUAGUCGCUGAAACUCGUAACACUAAUAAGAUUUUUGUACUCGUUUCACAUCCAUUGUAUACACAUCGUCCAAACGGACACACUAUUUUGUUAACUGAACGUUUCAGUACAAUUUCCCGCCUCUUGGGCACAAUUGCCAUUAUUCUUCGUCGGUUACAGCGCCGACGACAUCUUCGUCAACCGGUCAUCGUUGUGCAGGAACUAGAUGACGCAUUAUACACCAUAAUCCGUUUAGAGCAAGAGGAACAUUUUGCAGAUGAAAUCCGACAUUUGAAGUCUCGUUCAGGUUUGGUAUCCUUCUCUCGAAUAUUGCCUCUAAAUCCAUUUCUAGACGAGAACCAGAUCCUACGAGUCGGAGGACGAAUUCAUAAAGCCGAAUUAGCACAUGAUCCACGAUUUCCGAUUAUCUUGCCAAAGGCAACGCCUUUGGUGAAGCUCUUAUUACAACAAGCUCAUGACAUCACGCGACAUGGAGGAACACAACUCAUGCUGCAUACUCUUCGUCGACGAUUUUGGAUCCUCAGUGCCAGACAGGCGGUCAAGAGUUUCAUCCAUAACUGCGUGAUCUGCCGGCGUCACAGAGGGGAAGUGCUAAAGCAACAAAUGGCUUCCUUACCCGGGCAGAGGGUCAGAGCAGCACGGCCGUUCAUUUCAUCUGGUGUGGAUUAUUGUGGACCUUUCACACUACGUGUGGGAACGAAACGUUCGCGAACGCUCAUCAAGACAUACCUCGCCAUAUUCGUAUGUAUGGUCACCAAGGCUGUACACAUUGAAGUUGUAGAUGACCUGUCGGCACAAGCAUUCCUAGACGCUUUCGUUUCAUCGGCAGACGCGGUCCUUGCCGUGAUUUAUACAGUGACAACGGGACAGCCUUUGUUGGAGCUAACCGACUCUUGA
Messenger RNA from Zeugodacus cucurbitae (melon fly), 1125 nucleotides. RefSeq lists its product as uncharacterized. Gene Ontology annotation, molecular function: nucleic acid binding. The record is from RefSeq and is a predicted model, not a curated record. Bases 1 to 1125 code for a protein of 374 amino acids. NCBI's taxonomy places the organism in Eukaryota, Metazoa, Arthropoda, Insecta, Diptera, Tephritidae. The transcript has a single exon.